Elgaria multicarinata webbii is the source of this 2334-nucleotide messenger RNA. RefSeq names its product FAM20A golgi associated secretory pathway pseudokinase (gene FAM20A). The record is from RefSeq and is a predicted model, not a curated record. Gene Ontology annotation, biological process: enamel mineralization. Lineage: Eukaryota; Metazoa; Chordata; Lepidosauria; Squamata; Anguidae. Bases 44 to 1615 code for a protein of 523 amino acids. Gene Ontology annotation, cellular component: Golgi apparatus. The transcript has 11 exons. Gene Ontology annotation, molecular function: protein serine/threonine kinase activator activity.
CGGCGCGUGGAUCGUGCCCCCUCCCCCGAGCGCCGGGCUGGCCAUGCCGGGGCUCCGCCGCGACCGGCUGCUCGUCCUGCUGCUUCUCGGGGCGCUGCUGAGCGCCGAUCUCUACUUCCACCUCUGGCCCCAAGUGCGGCGGCGGCUGGCCCGGGCCGAGGCGGACACGCCGGGCUGCUCCUGCCCCGCCGCCGUCUCCUCCUCCUCCUCCGCCAGCCCCGAGCCCCGGACGCGGACGCCGGACCAGGACGAAAGCCACCAGGCCGUGGGACCGGGCUCCAAGCUGCGGCGGCUCUUCGCGCACCCGCUCUACAGCGCCCCCGAGGGGCCGACCGAGAAGCUGCUCAGCGGGCAGGAGGCGCUGCGCUACUACCGACGGAAAGUGGCUCGCUGGAACAGGAGACACAAGAUUUACAGAGAGGAGCGCAAUCUAACUUUGGACUCCGUGAUGCAGCUCAAGCAAGAGGCCAGCUGGCUCCAGUUCCACCUGGGCAUCAGUCGCCAUGCCUUGUACCCACGGUCCAGCCCUGCCAUCGACCAACUCCUCCAGGACACACAAGACUUUAACACCAUCAGUGCUGAUUACAGCCAGGACGAGAAAGCAUUGUUAGGUGCCUGUGACUGCAGCCAGAUUGUCAAGCCCAGCGGAGUGCAUUUGAAGCUUGUUCUGAGGUUCCAGGACUUUGGGAAAGCCAUGUUCAAACCUAUGAGACAGAAACGAGAUGAGGAGACACCAGAAGACUUUUUCUAUUUUGUCGACUUUCAAAGACACAAUGCAGAAAUAGCUGCCUUCCACCUGGACAGAAUCCUGGAUUUCCGGCGGGUCCCUCCUGUGGUUGGGAGAAUGAUUAACAUCACAAAGGAAAUUUGGGAGAUCACCAAGAAUGAAAUCCUGCAAAGUGUCUUUUUUAUUUCACCAGCCAGCAAUGUAUGUUUCUUUGCCAAGUGCCCUUAUAUGUGCAAGACAGAAUAUGCCGUAUGUGGGAAUCCUCACCUGUUGGAAGGAUCCCUUUCUGUUUUCCUACCUUCUCUCAACUUGGCACCAAGAAUCUCCAUCCCAAACCCAUGGAUUCGAUCCUACACCUUUGCUGGAAAAGAGGAGUGGGAAGUGAAUCCACUUUACUGCAAUACAGUGAAAGAGAUUUAUCCUUAUAGCAGCGGCAGUCGGCUACUCAAUAUCAUUGACAUGGCCGUAUUUGACUUCUUAAUAGGCAACAUGGACCGGCAUCAUUAUGAGAUGUUCACAAAGUUUGGGGACGAUGGCUUUUUGCUCCACAUGGACAAUGCAAGAGGCUUUGGGAAACAUUCCCAUGAUGAGAUCUCCAUCCUGGCUCCACUUGAACAAUGUUGCAUAAUAAAGAAGACGACAUUAUUACGGCUACAGCUCUUAGCUCAGCCAGACUACAAGCUCAGCGACAUCAUGCGGGAGUCCUUGCUUCAGGACCGCCUCAUCCCUGUGCUCACAGAAUCCCACCUCUUGGCACUGGACAGGAGGUUACAGAUCACCUUGAAGGCAGUGGAGAAAUGCAUAGAGGCCAACGGAGAAGAUGCCGUUGUGGCUGACGCUGAGCCGCUGGAGACGGCAGCCUUUGACACAAUGACCUGGUCAAGCUAGAUGCCCGGGCAGAAACUGGACCUGAACUUUAAUGGUUGAUCAUGUUCCCCUAACCUCGGACAGUUGGCAUUGGCAUGGGGGAAGAUCUCUAGAAGGACACGUCUAAGCAAGGUGGUGGUUGUGGUGGUGGUAAAAUUGGCACAAUUGGUCUGUUUUUAAUAUAUUCUUUUACUGGAACCUUGCCCCCAACCCAGUAAUCUUCGUGCCUCCUUUCCAAGAGACCUGAAGAAACAAUGUCCUCUGUAGUCGCGAAAACAUUGUCUUUUGGGUGUCAGUACAAUUUGUGGCAUCUGUCUGAGCCCUCCUUGCCACAGGGGAUCGGGCUUCAACCUUCUGAGUGGCGGGUUGAAUAAAAGGGGGACACUAAAAGGGAAGCAUGUCUUACACAUGUGUUUGCAUCUGCAUCAGCCUCUGGGAUAGUACUGGUAAGGUAGCUCUCAGGGAUGUUCAACUUGUGGAGAACCCCAGCAGAAAGACUAGUUGGGCAAAAAUGCCAGUAUGCUGGAAUAUUGGGAGUUCAGGUCCUUCUCCUGAUCAAGCGUGUAUACAGAGGUGGUAGAAGCAACCACAUUGCAGGAAAUAAUGGGAGAAAAGAAUUAUACUGUUUUAAAGAAUAGUAGGUUAAUUCCUCUGCAGCAAUUCCUAAAUGGUGGGUGUGCAUUGUGUGCCUUCAUAUGAUUCCUAAGAACAUCAGCAGAGCCCUGCAGGAUCAGACCAAG